AUGGACUCUGCAGAUCCUUUCUGGGGCCCCCCAACCUCGCAUGCCAACUUCUGCGAGGCAGACUACGCUGUGAGCAGAUACAUCGCAGAAUUCAUCAACAGCUUGACCAAUCUCAUCUACGUAAUCUACGGCAUCUACGGGCUACACCAAUUGCGAGGGAAAGCGAACAAAUCCAAAUCAGGUUACAGCGACUAUUUACGUGCUCUGCCAUACUGGGGCUUAAUCGCAGUUGGGAUAUGCUCGUUUUCAUUCCAUCUUAGUCUGAAGUACUACACCCAAAUGAUGGACGACCUCUCAAUGCUUUUCACUACAACCCCAGUUCUACAUCGCGUCUUGACAGCGAAUUCCACUCGCCGAGACUCUACCAUUAUUGCUACAGUUCUCAGCUCCUUGCUGCUAUUGCUAGUAACAUUCCACGUGAUGACCGAUGAACUGGUCGUCCAUUCAGUGUCAUUUGUCGGUUCUGUGGCUAUAAUCGGGGCUCAAACGGUACGACUCGUCAAGAGCCGAACGAUAGAGGGAUCAGAUACCCGGCGUCAGAUUUGGGGAAUGGUUAGAUUCGGUGCAGCGAUCUUCAUUCUUGGAUUCUGGGUUUGGCUGAUUGAUCAGUGGGCCUGUGGAUUCUUGACAGCAGCGCGUGAAGCAAUCGGUCUUCCUUGGGCAUUUUUCUUGGAGCUUCAUGGCUGGUGGCAUAUAUUUACGGGAAUAGGGGCCUAUAUCUUCAUCGCUGUUGUGGAUCUCCUUGUCUCCGACGAGGAUCUAAAAGAUUUGUGUGCCCAGCAGACAUUCGCAUGGCCUGCCUCCUGGGCGUCGACGUCGAUUUUCGCAGGAGAACCACAUCAGACAAUGGAUAUUGGCGAGAAAGAAGAAUAA
Molecule: messenger RNA, 873 nt
Organism: Penicillium waksmanii
Lineage: Eukaryota; Fungi; Ascomycota; Eurotiomycetes; Eurotiales; Aspergillaceae
Product: ceramidase
Exons: 6
Coding region: 1-873 (290 amino acids)
Biological process (GO): ceramide catabolic process; ceramide biosynthetic process
Cellular component (GO): endoplasmic reticulum membrane
Source: RefSeq, a predicted model, not a curated record